Molecule: messenger RNA, 985 nt
Organism: Ceratotherium simum simum (southern white rhinoceros)
Lineage: Eukaryota; Metazoa; Chordata; Mammalia; Perissodactyla; Rhinocerotidae
Source: RefSeq, a predicted model, not a curated record
AAGUGUGACUCUGGAGUCUUGCCCGCUAGCCUGAAGCCCGCUGGGUAGGGAGAGCACCAUGGAUGGCUUAAUUGAACAGAAGAGCAUGCUGGUGCACAGUAAAAUCAACGAUGCCAGCAAGAGGAAUGGCUUAAUUAACACCAGGAACUUCAUGGCCGAGAGCAGAGAUGGCCUGGUGUCUGUUUACCCAGCGCCCCAGUACCAGAGCUGCCGGAUGGUGGGCAGCACAGCAUCGGCCACCCUGGACGGCAGCAGGAAUGAGCCAAUCCAGCAGCUGCUAGAUCCCAACACUCUGCAGCAGUCGGUAGAGUCCCACUACCGUCCCAACAUCAUCCUCUACUCCGAGGGCAUGCUGCGCUCCUGGGGGGAUGGCAUGGCUGCCGACUGCUGUGAGACCACUUUCAUUGAUGAACGGUCACCCACCAAGGAGAGCCUGGAGUACCCUGAUGGGAAGUUCAUUGACCUCUCUGGCGACGACAUCAAAAUCCAUACCCUCUCCUAUGACGUGGAGGAGGAAGAGGAAUUCCAGGAGCUGGAGAGCGACUAUUCCAGUGACACAGAGAGUGAAGACAAUUUCCUUAUGAUGCCCCCACGGGACCACCUGGGCCUCAGCGUCUUCUCCAUGCUCUGCUGCUUCUGGCCUUUGGGCAUUGCGGCCUUCUACUUGUCCCACGAGACCAACAAAGCCGUGGCCAAGGGGGACUUCCACCAGGCCAGCACCAGUUCCCGGCGGGCCCUGUUCCUGGCUGUGCUCUCCAUCACAAUCGGAACUGGCAUCUACGUGGGUGUGGCUGUGGCCCUCAUCGCCUACCUCUCCAAGAACAACCACCUAUGAGCUUCCUCCAGGCGCCCAGGGGAAGAGCUGAGGCCAGUUGGAUGCAGAGAAAGCAGAGCUGGCAAGGGUGGACACAUAGGGAGACACACCUGUGUGAUGCUGUACAGUAUACAUUAUUGCCAAGUGACUCCAUAAAGCCCUGGAGUUUUG